AGAUAAAUGUUGGAAAAGCAGUAUAGUUUUCCACACUUCCAUUUCAAGAUCACGCCUAUCCUCUCUCUCUCUCUCUCUCUCUCUCUCUCUCUCAGAUAGAAGAAAAUGGAGAUUUCUUUCUCAUCAAUGGCAGCUUUGGUGGCUUUAGCCAUGGUGUUGAUGGCGUGGAUAUGGAGAUUUGUGAAGUGGGUUUGGCUUAAACCUAAGUUUCUGGAGAAUCGCCUGAAAAGACAAGGCCUGUCCGGAACUCCCUACACUCCAUUUGUUGGCGAUAUGAGAAGGAACUCCAGUAUGUUGUCGGAAGCAAGGUCCAAACCCAUCAAUCUGACGGACGACAUCACUCCACGUGUCCUCCCACUCCCCCUCACUAUGCUCAAGACUCACGGGAAGAGUUUCUUCACUUGGUUGGGGCCUAUACCAGUGAUUACACUUACAAAUCCUGAACAGAUCAAAGAAGUGUUUAACAAAAUUUACGAUUACGAGAAGCCGCAUACGUUCCCUUUGGUCAGAUUGAUAGCAAGUGGACUAGUGAAUUACGAUGGAGACAAAUGGGCGAAACACCGCAGGAUCAUCAAUCCCGCUUUCCAUCUCGAGAAGAUCAAGAACAUGGUCCCUGCAUUCUACCAGAGUUGCAGUGAGAUAGUUCAAGAAUGGGAGAGACUAGCUGCAGAUAAAGGGUCAUCGUGCGAGGUGGAUAUUUGGCCAUGGCUCGUGAAUCUGACUGCGGAUGUGAUCUCACGGACGGCCUUUGGAAGCAACUAUAGAGAAGGACAGAUGAUUUUCAAACUCCAAGCGGAACUAGCUCAGCUCCUGACACAAGCCUUUCGGAAAGCUUAUAUCCCUGGAUAUCGGUAUUUCCCGACAAAGAGCAAUAGAAGGAUGAAAGAAAUUGACAGAGAAAUACGAGCUACACUAAGCGGGAUCAUUGGCAAACGAGUGGAAGCGAGGGAAGCACCGAACGAUGAUUUGUUGGGUAUACUUCUCGAAUCAAAUUCCGGGCAAUCUAAAGGAAAUGGGAUGAGCAUUGAAGAAGUGAUGCAGGAGUGCAAACUGUUCUAUUUCGCCGGACAAGAAACAACUUCAGUACUAUUAGUUUGGACGAUGAUUUUGUUAAGCCAACACCAAGACUGGCAGGCUCGGGCGAGAGAGGAAGUGAUGCAAGUUCUCGGUGACCGGAAACCCGAUAUCGAUAGCCUCAACCAGCUCAAAGUUGUAACGAUGAUAUUAUACGAGGUUCUAAGGCUAUACCCUCCAGCGACGCAACUGAGCCGAGCUGUCCACAAGGAGACGAAACUCGGAGACCUGACUCUUCCUGGAGGCGUUCACGUCGCUCUACCGAUUCUGCUUAUCCAGCGUGAUGUUGAGCUAUGGGGAAGCGAUGCGGGAGAGUUCAAACCCGAGAGGUUCAAAGACGGGAUCUCAAAGGCGACGAAGAACCAGGUUUCGUUCCUCCCCUUUGGGUGGGGACCGAGGAUUUGCAUCGGCCAGAACUUUGCCUUGCUUGAGUCCAAGACGGCUUUGGCUUUGAUCCUACGGAGAUUCUCUUUCGAGCUCUCUCCUUCGUAUGUUCACGCUCCGUACACAGUCUUUACACUUCAUCCUCAGUUUGGAGCUCAUCUCGUUCUUCGGAAGCUAUAAGAAUGGUUUUGUUUCUAAGUGUAGAAUGCAGAAACGUAGCUUUAGUUCGUGACUCUGAAGAGGCACACAUACAAAAAGUUAUGGACUUUUGGGAUUCAUCUCAUCUAUCUCGAAGCGCUGUUACAUUCCUUCCCUUGUUGCAGAAAUGUCUGAAGGCAUUGUAGUCUUCCUUAACCGUUGAGUGGUGCUGAGUAUAUGCGAGAUUUGUGAAAUAGGAUUUGGGUUAAACCUUGGAUUCUUGGGAGUUACCUAAAAAGACAAUGCCUUGUCGGAACUCAUUACCCUCCUCUUGUCGGCGAUGUGAGAAGGAUUUUCAGCAUGUUGACGGAAACAAGAUCCAAACCCAUCAAUCUGACGGACGUAAUCUCUCCACGUCCUAUGUUUAAGACGCGGUAUGUACUAUGUUAAUUCGUCGCCGUGGCCGCGGGUGAAUCCUAAAAAGUCGAUUCUUUCAAAGAAGUCUUCCUUUUUUUUGCUAGUGUUGUUGUCGAAUAAGACUCUCGAUCUCUCUCCAUGAGCACUGUCGCCUGGUUCUCUUCUGGGUUUCCAGAGAAUCGGCAAAUGAGGAGUUCUGGCUUUGUUCUUCCCAAGCCGGUCUUGCUCUUCUUUGGUUCGAUUUCCUUUUUUUUGUAUGAUUCGGUCUCUCUUCAGUUGGGUACUGAGUGACCUUGUGUUUCUGUGUGUAGUGGGUCUUUGUCAGAAUUUGUGAAGACGCAAUUGGGCAUCCAA
Messenger RNA from Tarenaya hassleriana, 2367 nucleotides. Its product is annotated as cytochrome P450 72A13-like. The record is from RefSeq and is a predicted model, not a curated record. The transcript is spliced from 6 exons. Gene Ontology annotation, molecular function: oxidoreductase activity, acting on paired donors, with incorporation or reduction of molecular oxygen; heme binding; iron ion binding. The coding region runs from base 106 to 1638 and encodes 510 amino acids. Lineage: Eukaryota; Viridiplantae; Streptophyta; Magnoliopsida; Brassicales; Cleomaceae.